Messenger RNA from Ostreobium quekettii, 432 nucleotides. The record is from the annotation of a GenBank genome assembly. Lineage: Eukaryota; Viridiplantae; Chlorophyta; Ulvophyceae; Bryopsidales; Ostreobiaceae.
AUGGUUACAGUGCGUCGUUGGGGCACGUUCCCCAGAUGUUUGAAAGGUGGCCUCCACUCGCCACACGAUCUCGUUUAUUAUUGCCAGCUGGACUGUUUCUUGAUUGAAUUGGGUGUCAAGGCGAUUAUCGCUUUCUCUUCCAGUCUGCACUUGCUCGAAAACUUCGCACUCGGCAGACAGCAGCUUUGCAAACUUCGGUGGAGGCAUCGGUUCUCCUGGCUUUGCCGAGGGGCGUGGAAGCAGUUGUGUGAAGUUGCUUGCUGCAGUGGCACAAGACAUGGUACUCUUAUUGGGCAGCAGGCCUUCUGCGCUAUGCUGCGCUACGGCCACUGCCACAGGAAUGAGGAAUUGUGGGCUGCUUCAGGGAAUGCGCUGAUCAACGCCAGUUCAGGGAGCAUGGGCACUGGAUUCGCAGGGAGGGGCAGCACUUAA